AUGGAAAUAGACUCAGGAAAAGGCCGCAUCAGCCUGAGUCCGCGGCGCGAGAGGGGCUCCGAUCGCCACGACCCAGAAAGCAUCGGCCCAUCAAAGCGCAAAGCUAGCGGCCCACGCCGCCGCCGUCCUACUCUUUGGGAUGUUCGCGAACCUCCUUACGGCAUCCCGAUGCCACCACCAGGUGCCGCAUCCUCAGUCGGCCAGCCCGUCGCUCGCCCAGGGGCUGUUCCUCCCCUUCGCUCAAGUGACGCAGGCCCUCGCGGUUAUGUACCAGGUCCUCACGAUAUUGUGCACGCGCCCAAGGAGGGAGAGACUGGCCCCCUUGCCGGGAUAAACGUUGAGGCGCUUCGCGCAUUGCUUAACCCUCACGGCAUAGGAAUGAAUGGAAGAGUGGGACACAUGGCCCCCAGCCACGGCGGUCAGAUAGCGGUUCACGCAGGCAAGGAUCACGUCCCACACACAGGGGGUGACGCCUCCGCGCUUGGAGGGUCACAGCUCCCCUCGCAGGUCUCACGGCACGCCCGAAGGUUGUACGUAGGGAACCUGCCACCGGACACGACGGAUUCGCAAAUCGGCGAUUUCUUCAAUCGCGCGCUGCAAGCCUCCAAAGGUGUCGAGUCAGAGGGCGACCCCGUAAUAUCCGUCUACAUGAAUCUAGAAAAGCGUUUCGCAUUCAUCGAAACGCGUACAAUUCGGGAAGCCGCGGCGGGCCUCGCGCUUGAUGGAGUGCGCUUCAGGGACAUGUUUCUGCGCCUGCGGCGACCAAACGACUACAACGCUGCGUUAGCGGGAAAUCCAAGGCCACCAGAUGGGUUUAAUCCGGGAGUUUUGGGGAUUGUAUCGACGCAGGUGAGCGAUGGCCCAAAUAAGGUAUUCAUCGGCGGCAUUCCGUACAAUCUGACGGAAGAUCAGAUUAAGAGUCUAUUGCAAACCUACGGACCGCUUGCAGCGUUUAACCUAAUCAAAGAACCGAGCACUGGGAUGAGCAAGGGAUUUGCGUUCUUCGAAUUCGUGGACCCAAGCGCAGUAGAUGCGGCAUGCUCUGGUUUACAUGGAAUGUCGGUAGGGGACAAGACGUUGACUGUCCGACGUGCAUCCAAUUCGUCUGGUGGGCAUAAUGCAACGCAUGCGUCAAUGGGAACAGGAGUUGCGAGAGAGGCAAUCGUCUCUCAAGCGCCUGUGAGCGCAAACGCACUCUUGACGUCUUCUACAACUGUAGUGGAACUACGAAACGUGGUGACGAGGGAAGAGGUUGAGAAUGAUGAAGAAUAUGAAGAUAUCAAGGACGAUAUGGAAGAAGAAGGGGGCAAGUUUGGAAAGCUCGAAAGUGUUGUCAUUCCGCGUCCGAGUGAUGGACCAGCAAUGGAGGCGGGCGUAGGAAGAGUGUUUCUGAAAUAUUCGUCCAAGGAAGAGGCUGAAAGAGCCCAUGCGACAAUGUCGGGACGCAGAUUUGGAGAAAACACAGUCGAGGCUGCAUUCUUUGACGAAACGCGGUUUGCAGACAGAGCCUUUUAG
Chondrus crispus (carragheen) is the source of this 1515-nucleotide messenger RNA. Its product is annotated as U2 snRNP auxiliary factor large subunit, putative. The transcript has a single exon. Gene Ontology annotation, molecular function: poly-pyrimidine tract binding; pre-mRNA 3'-splice site binding. The record is from RefSeq and is a predicted model, not a curated record. NCBI's taxonomy places the organism in Eukaryota, Rhodophyta, Florideophyceae, Gigartinales, Gigartinaceae. Gene Ontology annotation, biological process: mRNA processing. Gene Ontology annotation, cellular component: commitment complex; U2-type prespliceosome; U2AF complex. The coding region runs from base 1 to 1515 and encodes 504 amino acids.